AUGAACGUCGGAGUGUGGAAGAAAGGCGAGGCGGUCUGCGGCGUGUACGAGAACAAGUAUGGCGUUUCAGACAAGACCAAGUCCAGCUGGGACUGCGACAGCAGGGGCACGGCCAGCGUGACCGACAAUAGCAACGUCGUCGAACCCAACUCGAUCAGCGGUUGGAACGGCGAGGUCCAGCUGACGGAUUACCGACAUGAUGUGGAAAAGUGUGGUGCGACCGGGAGCGGUGGCAGCGUCAACUGUUCGUACUUUGGGAAGCUCCUGAUCAUCUCCAGCGUAACAGGGGGCGCGUCGUGGGUCGAAGCUGCAUUCGUCGAGCAAACAGCAAACACACAGAUACACCACUCAAUCUCGUACCUGCACUCUUUUAGGCGGGAGCGACGACGGAUCGCGACAGACUGA
This is a messenger RNA of Anthostomella pinea, 405 nucleotides long. Lineage: Eukaryota; Fungi; Ascomycota; Sordariomycetes; Xylariales; Xylariaceae. The record is from the annotation of a GenBank genome assembly.